Messenger RNA from Engraulis encrasicolus (European anchovy), 1847 nucleotides. Its product is annotated as proteoglycan 4-like. The record is from RefSeq and is a predicted model, not a curated record. The coding region runs from base 1 to 906 and encodes 301 amino acids. Lineage: Eukaryota; Metazoa; Chordata; Actinopteri; Clupeiformes; Engraulidae. The transcript is spliced from 6 exons.
AUGUACCACUACCUCAAGCCGUCUCCGCCUCCACAGAGAGAGGUCCUCAUCAUUCCUCUCCGCAACCUCUCCUCACCGAGCACCGCCCACCCGGCACCUGCCCCCUCCCCCCCAACACAAACCACACCCACACCUAAUGGGCUUCCUCAAGCCACACCCACGUCCCCGGUGUCUUUACCAAAACAGCCGUCAUCAGGUUCUCAGCUGUUCUCAGAGUUGUUGGAGGUUCACGCUAGACGCAGCCAAAAGACCGCCUCCCCAGAGCCUGCAGCCCCAAUCCCCAGAGAGACCACACCCACACAUGUGAAAUCCACGCCCACAGAAAUAACCACACCUCCCGUACAAGGUUCUCAGCUGUUCUCAGAGUUGUUGGAGGUUCACGCUAGACGCAGCCUCAAGACCGCCUCCCCAGAGCCUGCAGCCCCAAUCCCCAGUGAGACCACACCCACACACGUCAAAACCACGGCCACAGAAAUAACCACACCUCCUGUACAAGGUUCUCAGCUGUUCUCAGAGCUGUUGGAGGUUCACGCUAGACGCAGCCUCAAGACCGCCUCCCCAGAGCCUGCAGCCCCAAUCCCCAGAGAGACCACACCCACACACGUCAAAACAACGGCCACACUUAUAAUCACACCCACCAGCCUGCAGCUCUCUCCUACCACACCCACUCCGCCUCAGCUGCCCUCCCCUACAGCACAAGGUGGGCGUGGUCUGAGCAGUCCAGAGCUCAUCAGAGAGCUGCAGCAGCCACACACGCUCAAACAUGUCUCCGCCCACAAGGGGCUGACCACAGUCUUUUCUGGGCGGGGCCGGAUGCCAUCAUCAUCAUUAUCAUCAUCAACAGGCUCACCAACCAAUCGGGGACAAGAGAAACCGCAGCCUCUAUCCAAUAGUACAAAGAGUUAAAUGUUGUACUGUAAUGCAGUUUAUCGUUGAAGGGGCAGCACUGGUGUUUUUCUAUUUGCAACCUGGGAUCCAUGUUUUUUGUAUUUGCCCCAAGUAUUCAGAGGGGGCGUUCUUGACAUGACACCAUCCUCUCUUUCCUUUAUCCUUCUCUCUGUCUCUGUCUCUGUCUCUCUCUGUCUCUGUCUGUCUGUCUGUCUGUCUGUCUGUCUGUCUGUCUGUCUGUCUCUCUCUCUCUCUCUCUCUCUCUCUCUCUCUCUCUCUCUCUCUCUGUACAUGCACCAUUGCAAGCUAUUCAUUGAACGUGUGUGAGUUGAAUUCAUAUAAAUAAGUGGGAAAAUGUGUGUUCUAAAAGUGUUUUUAAACUUGGUAUGAGGUUGGUGUGGGUAUGAUGUAUGGUGUGUAUGGUGUGCGUUGCCUUUAUCCCUCAGCCUAAAAUUUCUAAAGUGCCAUUCACUGGUGUCUGCCACAUUCACAUGUUGACACCUAUGUCUACUUACACCAGGGACACAUGGAGGCGAAACAGGGAAAGCAAAGAGAAACGAAAUUCAGUGCUCCAUUCUGACAGCUCAAAGGCCAUCGGGUUGUUAUGGCGAAUCCAAUAGGAUGGAACAUUUAUUUUAUUGAUUUGAUUGACCACUGCAGAUGAAAUUCCCUUCUCAUUUGCAUAGUAUUAAACUUGUUUUGCUCCUAUUCGCUUCACUUCGCUUCCCUCAUAGGAAUGAAUGGUGAAGUUCGCUUCGCUUGGCCAAAUUCACGUGUAUGUGUCCCUGGCGUUACCGUGGCAUUCACACACUUGAUAUAUGUGGGGCAUCAUGCCAUGGUGCAUGCUUCUUCAGAGUAGAUACAUGAGAUUGUGAGAAAUGUGACUAGCCACAGUAAAAUUGUCCACAUGUCUCUCAGAGUGAAAUGGAGAACACAGCAAAUAAAGUUGUUGUUUUUUC